Populus trichocarpa (black cottonwood) is the source of this 897-nucleotide messenger RNA. Its product is annotated as cell wall / vacuolar inhibitor of fructosidase 2. The transcript has a single exon. NCBI's taxonomy places the organism in Eukaryota, Viridiplantae, Streptophyta, Magnoliopsida, Malpighiales, Salicaceae. Gene Ontology annotation, molecular function: enzyme inhibitor activity. The record is from RefSeq and is a predicted model, not a curated record. Bases 282 to 836 code for a protein of 184 amino acids.
GUAAAAAAGAUACGCAGUAGUUCUUGCAAUGCUCAACACGCAGUCUGUUCUUUUAAUACCUAUGUUACUUCAUCAAUGAGAAAUUUGUAUGAGAUAUCCCCAUGUUUUUACGUAGAAUAUAAGAGGGUUUGAGCUAUUUUUGGUAAUUUCAAGGAUGGUAAAGCAUUUCAGGACAUUACACAAUUGUUUCUUUCUCCUUUAUCUCACAAUCUUUUCUUUAAAAACACAAGUAGUUGGCCUUUCUAUCUUACAUUAGUUCUUACAGUAUCGAUCUGAAAGAAAUGACUAGAUAUCAUUCCUUCUCUGUCCCCUAUCACUUUCUUGCUUUCUUGGUUUGUUUCAUCCUCGUCCAUGCUUCCCCAGCAGCCGCUGAUAAGCCAACCGAGCUAGUAGACAAGGUCUGCAACCAAACAUCAAACUACACUCUCUGUGUCGAAGCUCUUUAUUCCGACUCACGUACCCCAGAUGCCGAUAGCUACACACUGGCCUUCAUCUCCUUUGGAUUAGCAUACACCAAUGCAAACAACAUCAGAGACUACUACAUAGCAGAGCUACUCAAGAAUACUUCUAGUCAAGAUUACCAUUACCGUCUCGAAACAUGCAGCCAUGAUUAUCUCAGGGCGGUUUCUAAACUAGAAGAGGCCUACAAUGACUUGAACUCGGAGACCUUUUUUGGGUUGGCUGAGUUGGCAGGUAUUGCUUCUGAAGCUUCUGAUCAUUGCCAGGAUGCUUUCAAGGGAAUCUCUUCACCACCUUUAGGGAGCAGGAAUGGUGAUUUAAAACGUCUUUGUGAAAUCGGUGCCAUCAUUGCUAAGUUGUUUACUGGAUCCUCGUGAUCAUGAUUUUAUACAAUUAUGUCUCCUUGCAACCACGUACAUAAAGAAAGCUUUUAGUUCU